GGUGCCAGAUGGCUGGAUGACUGGAGUUUCCCUUGCGGUCUAAAGAUUAAUGGCAAGGCUCUGUUGAUUUUGGGAAUUGUCUUUGAGACGGAGAUACCGUCGCAUUAGGCCUGGCUGGAUUCGAAGUGACCGUGGUUGAGAAAGAAAACAGCGGGCGGGACGAGGAAUUAACUUGGAUACCGUAUUUGUUUCUGCACAGAAAAAGAAGAAGAAGGGGCCUGCCCACACACACAGAGUGGCUGGUUUGAUAAGGCCACUCAUUGUACGACUAUAGGGGACGCUAAAAGGCUAGCAGCUAGUCUAAAAAACUAAGGGGGAGAGAAAACGGCUGUCGACCACCUGUUUAAUGCGCCUGGACUACCUUUGGAUAUAUUACGACAACUGCAUAACUACCAGUCGUUUACUGUCUUGUAUGUUGACUGUUUGACACAAGCUAACAGCGCUAACGUAUACUUAGCCGCGCCUGCUAGCGUGCUAGGCUUAGCCAACUGUAGCAUAAGGCUCGGUUUUAAGAGUUGUCCCGAUAAAAGUGACCGUCGGAAAGGGGCAGGGAUAUUUUACCAGCCGUUUGUCGAGAAUGAUAGCGGUCAGCUAGUGGGCAACCGAGAGCUUCAUCGAGCACUGUUUUGCGGCCGGUUGUGAGGGCGAUAUAUCGUCAAGCCGCCCCAAGUCGCUACUGAGACCCCAGGAGUCCGCUUGACAGGCUGCCAUCAUGGGCAACACGCCCACCGCGAAGAAAGGCAAUGAGAUGGAGAGUGUGAAGGAGUUUCUUGCCAAAGCCAAAGAAGACUUCCUGAAAAAAUGGGAGAAUCCAGCACAGCAAACCGCAGGAUUGGACCACUUUGAGCGUCUCAAGACUUUAGGCACCGGCUCCUUCGGCAGAGUCAUGCUGGUCAAGCACAAAGAGUCGGGCCAGCACUUUGCCAUGAAGAUACUUGACAAACAGAAGGUGGUCAAGCUGAAGCAGAUUGAGCACACGCUGAAUGAGAAACGCAUCCUGCAGGCGGUUACCUUUCCCUUCCUUGUGCGACUGGAACACUCUUUUAAGGACAACAGUAAUCUCUAUAUGAUAAUGGAGUACGUACCUGGAGGCGAAAUGUUCUCCCACUUGAGGAGAAUCGGUAGAUUCAGUGAACCACACGCCCGCUUCUACGCAGCGCAGAUUGUGCUGACCUUCGAGUACCUUCACUCGCUGGACCUCAUCUACAGGGACCUGAAGCCAGAGAACCUACUCAUUGACCAGCAGGGUUAUAUCCAGGUUACAGAUUUCGGCUUUGCGAAAAGAGUGAAAGGCCGAACCUGGACGCUUUGCGGAACCCCCGAGUAUCUGGCACCGGAGAUCAUCCUCAGUAAAGGUUACAAUAAAGCUGUUGACUGGUGGGCUUUGGGAGUGCUCAUAUAUGAGAUGGCUGCUGGUUACCCCCCCUUCUUCGCAGACCAACCCAUCCAAAUUUAUGAGAAGAUUGUCUCGGGGAAGGUUCGCUUCCCCUCGCACUUCAGCUCGGAUUUGAAGGACAUGUUGCGAAACCUGCUGCAGGUGGACCUCACCAAGCGCUUUGGAAACCUCAGGAACGGCGUCAAUGACAUCAAGGGCCACAAGUGGUUCGCCACCACCGACUGGAUUGCCAUCUACCAGAGGAAGGUGGAGGCGCCCUUCAUCCCCAAGUGCAGAGGUCCCGGUGACACCAGCAACUUUGACGACUAUGACGAGGAGGAGAUCAGAGUGUCCAUCACGGAGAAGUGCGCCAAGGAGUUUGCCGAGUUCUAAAUUCCCAUCCACCGCUUAUCCAGAGUCGGUCAGGGGUUCUGGGGGUGGGUCGCGUGUGGCGGCCGGACUGCUUAUUCGUAACGUUUUUUUUCUUCAAUCCUUCACCUCCAGACGCAAGACGGUCAAGCAGCAAGGAAAGAGCCAACAUAACCAGCAGUGUUGCCUUUUUCUCAUUUCUAAUCCCAACUGUUACCUGUUCAUCCCUAAGCAUGUACCGUCGUGGCCAGGUUGUCAUCACAUGUUGUCAUCAGGCGUUGUGAAGGUACCCAAUCUGCUUUUUUUUUUUCCCCCCCUCUCGGUUUUUUUUGUUUGUUUUGUUUUGAUUGUUUUGAGCGGUGACUUGAGUGUCUUGUUAACCUGCCCCUUCUCCAAAGUUGUCCAAGCAAUACAGAGUCCAACAGAUGUGCCUAUUGCCAUGCCACCUGUUUGGAGCAAUGUCAGACCAAUAGCCUCAGCGUGGAGCUUUAGAGUAAAAAAAAGAUUGAUCACCAUUUACGCGUUCUUGUUUGCCACUCGCAUGUGUCUUUAUUGCAGCUUUUUUUUUUUUAAUCCUUACUGGCGAUUUUUUUGGUGUGUUUUUGUUGUUUAUCCGUGCUUGUUUAUUUGGUGUUCGGUUGCGUCAAACACUUCUGUUAUUUAAAGUCCUUAAAAUAUGUGUAUACUGAUGAUACAAACUGGAUGUAAAAAGUUUACACGCGGAGCUUAAUUUGGGGUUAAUCAGAGGCAGAGGCGGGCGCUGACUGCAAUAUAACAGGAGUUUGAAUAUGAUUUGAUCAUUAUUAUUAUUAUUAUUAUUAUUCUGAACACAGCCACGUCCUGAGAAAUACGGGUGUGUAGACUUUUUAUAUCCACCGUAUAUGUUUUGAGAGGCACUCAAAAUGAUUCAACUCCCGAUUGUAAACAAAAUGAACCAAUAUUGGCACAUUUCCAUUAAAACGCACCAGGGAGUGUCUAGGGAACAUUUUUACAUUUGCAAAUAAAUGUGCGUAACAUUUGGGCAGCACGGUGAAAUAGUGGUUCGCUCUGAAGUUCAGGUUCGAACCCGGCUUCUUUCAGCUUUCUACUACAUUCCAAAAACAUGCAUGUUAAGGUCAGCGAAGACUCGAUGGGUGUACUUUACAACGGGGCUUUGAAUGAUUUUGAGUGCAAGCAUAAAUCAUGAGGAUUUUGAGUGCAAGCAUAAAUCAUGAGGAACAUUUUUUUGGCGUUGUCUCUCAGCUGUGAGUGCUUAAAUAAAGAUACAUUCUGCCCCACUUGGCAAACCUGACAGGAUCGCAAGGUUUUCUGUAUGGAAUGAAGGAGGGGGGCAAAAACGUGUGUGUGCUUUUUUUGGGGAGGGUGGUGGGGUGGCAUUUUUCUCCCAAAAUGUGUCAAACGCACCUAAAUGCUGGUAACAUUUGUUCGGUUCAAUCUGGCUGUGUGAUUUGAAAAUGCCUAAAAUGGUCGCCGAUUAGAAAAAAGGUUUUCCUAACGUCCAAUCUUGAUUUGGAUGCAAGACAAUCGCAGACCAAUGCUAAUCCCCGGUUUGUUGACUCUGUGCAUUUAUGAAGCUUGUUUCGCUCUCCGUCCUUUCUCUCUCUCACACACACACACACACACAAUUGCGCGUGCACGCGCGCACACACUCCAUACGAGGCCCAAGGUGCUAGACUUGUGUGUCUAUGUGCUUUUCUUCUGUGUGUGCGCAUUGCUUUUGACUCGCGUCGCUCCAUUUUUAUCACUUUGUGACCUGACUGUUUUGUUUUUCCGAAACGAAUGUGAUUGAUUUCAACGCAGGCUGGAUUCAUUUCUUUGACAGCUUGUAAUGUUAUGGAGAUCAAACGCUGGAUGAAUUUCAUUUUGAAUGUCCUCGACUUGUCUGAUGGUUUCAUAUAUAUAUAUAUAUUUUUUUCGCAGUAUUUUUUUUUUGUGCCCCCUUGUAGUAAUGCUGCUACAACGAGCUUACUUAGACAUCCAAUUCAUGAUGGAACCUCCAAAGUCCAAAAAAACACCAAAUUGUUGUCAUUUCAAAGCAAUUCUUUCCUCCCCCAUAGGAAGUAAUGUAGAAGUGAAUUGAUGAGUUCCGGUCUCAAACUGUCGCCAAAGUUAACUACUGUACAACAAAAGUAAAAUACUACUCACCCUUUGAAGACGCGUGACAUAUUUGUUGUUAGUAAGCUUCUCUUGUCGCUAAGAUCUCAACUUCAUGCUAUUUUUGUUCACAUCUCUUAAGUUAUGUAUUUAAUCAACUCGCUUGUUGUUAGCCUAAUAGCAUAGUUGCCUCAGACCCCCCCCCCCCCCCCCCCCCCGGAAAACAAGAAAAAGCACAACACACACUCAACAAACAAAAAACUUGUCCGGUUGUCUCACUUUAACCCUUGCAGAUGACCAUGACCAGGAUGGCUAAAAAUCUACACGGACAUUGAAAAAAAAUUGUAGCAUUAUUGUUAAUACCACUUCAAAAUGUUUUUUUCAAGUAUGCUAUGCUAACAAUGUUAUGUUAAGUAGAUUCUUAUCUUUGCUGCAGUGAUUUUUCGUUUCCAAGUUUGUGGUUGCUGAACGCUCUUCUUCCCUUUUUUUUCGGGGGGCGAGGGGUCCCCUUAAUUGGAUGUUGGACUUUGGGGGUCCCACUCAUGUGAAGACACUGUACCGUGUUGAAGAGAGCACAUGUAAUAUGGUUAUGUUUCAGACUCAAAGGCAACGAUCCAUCUUCUGGAUUGAUGCUUUUAUAUUGUUGCGUGCCACAUGCCUCUAUUGUUGUUAUUACUAUAUGAUUAUUGUAUAUCAGAUGAACACUAAAAUAAUAAGUGAACAUAAUACUUUUCUCUCAUUGUUUGCCUUCCACUUAACAUCAAGUUUCUAUGUUCAAACAUAACUCUUUUUACAUCCGAGAUGUUUUAGGUUCAUAUUUUCUAAUUGUAUUUUCAAAAAAUUAAUCUAAAGAUAAAAAAAAUAGUGAAACUAGAACAUCUAAACUUUUUUUUCUCAUGACCUGGGUACAGUGAUUGUGUAGUCUAAUGUACCAUUUGGGCGGGGGUGGGGGGCGGUUGAGGGGAACAAUACUGUAUAUUAUAAUGCCUUUACAGUCUUAACUAUCUUACCUUCUGGAGAACUUGACAGAUACCCUUAGAACACAGUGAAUAUGGUUAAAAAGUGUAUAUAUAUACACACACACAUAACAUAUUUUGCAAAAUGUAUCAUUCCAAUAAAGUUUUACUUGUCAAGACGAA
Hippocampus zosterae (dwarf seahorse) is the source of this 4977-nucleotide messenger RNA. RefSeq names its product cAMP-dependent protein kinase catalytic subunit alpha-like. Bases 713 to 1768 code for a protein of 351 amino acids. Gene Ontology annotation, molecular function: cAMP-dependent protein kinase activity; protein kinase A regulatory subunit binding; ATP binding. The record is from RefSeq and is a predicted model, not a curated record. Gene Ontology annotation, biological process: peptidyl-serine phosphorylation. Lineage: Eukaryota; Metazoa; Chordata; Actinopteri; Syngnathiformes; Syngnathidae. The transcript has 10 exons. Gene Ontology annotation, cellular component: nucleus; cAMP-dependent protein kinase complex.